AUGGACCCAACAACACCAAGACAAUUCGAUAACGUUUACUACAAAAACUUGCGACAAGGCAAAGGAUUGUUCACGUCUGAUCACGAUUUGUUCACCCAUCGUAGGUCAAAGCCAACCGUUGACUUAUGGGCUAGUAAUGAACAAUUGUUUAAUCAAGCUUUUGGUAAUUCCAUGAUCACGCUUGGUCGUGUUGGCCGUAAUGGUUUCGGGCUGGAGGGAUUCGGGUCUAAGAGUCAGAUCUCGGUUUUCGCUAAGUCUUGUUCGGCUAUGAUUUCGAAUCCAAAGGUUUGCGAUUUGUCGGAGCUUAGGGUAAAGGGUGGUCUCGAAUUUGGCCUGUUGUUCGGCAGUUUAGGUCUUUGCGUUUCAUCUUAG
Messenger RNA from Arabis nemorensis, 372 nucleotides. The record is from the annotation of a GenBank genome assembly. NCBI's taxonomy places the organism in Eukaryota, Viridiplantae, Streptophyta, Magnoliopsida, Brassicales, Brassicaceae.